UCCGCCACCAUGGACACGCCCGUCGUCAAGUUCAAGAAACGCGGUGCCAAAGCCGCGCCCCGAAAAGCCGCUCCUCCACCGCCGCAGUCCGAUUCCGACUUCUCGUCGGGCGAAGACGCCGAGGGCGAAGACGGCCGCGUAGUCAAGCGGCGAAAGACCAACGCCAACGCGCUCAAAGCCUCGACCGCCGACCGCAAGACCAAUGCAACCGUAGAGGGCACCACGCAAUACGCCGCCAACACGGAUGCGGUAAUUGAAGCCAGCAACGACGCGACCAAGCAGUCCAACUGGUACGACGAAAAGGCCGAGGAUGCGCUCAGCUCCAAGAACCUCCUGGGCAGCACGCGAUCGAAACCCCAGUCGUUUAUCGACAAGAACCCCGAUGCGCCGACUCGCCAAGUCGGGCCCAUGAAGGCGUCCACCAACAUUCGAACCAUCACCGUCACAGACUACACGCCAGACGUGUGCAAGGAUUACAAGCAGACAGGCUUCUGUGGCUUUGGCGACAACUGCAAAUUCCUGCACGCCCGCGAAGACUAUGCAGCGGGCUGGAAGCUGGAUCGGGAGUGGGAAAUGUCCACCAAAGGCAAGAAGCCCGGGGGCACCAUUGUCGCGUCUGCGAACAGGGACGAAAAGGACAAGGACGAAGACGGCAUUGACCUUGCGCUUCUGGAAAAAAUACCCUUUGCCUGCAUCAUCUGCAAGAAGCCAUACAAGAGCCCUGUUGUGACCAAGUGUGGACACUAUUUCUGCGAGGCGUGUGCUCUGAAGCGAUACCGAAAGGACCCUACGUGCGCGGCUUGCAGUGCAAAGACAUAUGGCGUCUUCAAUGGUGCUAAAAACCUGCAAAAGUUGUUGGAGAAGAAGCAGAAGUGGGAAGACAAGAAGAAGGCCGAGGCGGAAGAGAAGGCCAAGGAGGAGGAAGGCGGCGAAUGAGCAAUUGGUGCAUGCCUACCAGGCAGAAGAAUGCGGCAUGGCAAGAGUAAGCUGCGACACAGCGUGAUGAGGUUGACUUGAGCCCCGGCUUGCCCUGCUAGUGGUGCAUCUGAGAUGUCACACGACAAAAUCCGUGGCGCGCCACGACUGUGCAUUUGCUCCACGGCAGCGAAUCAAGCACGGCGGGCGACGUUGUGCUCAGCUCGCCGGUCGUGAGCAUGUCAUGAUUUGAAGGCAUUCCUUUUGCAGCAAAAGGGCUGAGUAACACCGGCCAGGCGAGACGGAGCGGUAGACGCGAGGAGAGGGAGAGGACGAAAGAGCACGAUUGCCGAUAUAUCCAGUAUCUAUGAUGCAGAGACAUGAAUAUG
This is a messenger RNA of Exserohilum turcica Et28A, 1304 nucleotides long. RefSeq lists its product as uncharacterized. Bases 10 to 936 code for a protein of 308 amino acids. Lineage: Eukaryota; Fungi; Ascomycota; Dothideomycetes; Pleosporales; Pleosporaceae. The record is from RefSeq and is a predicted model, not a curated record. Gene Ontology annotation, molecular function: metal ion binding. Gene Ontology annotation, cellular component: U2-type spliceosomal complex. Gene Ontology annotation, biological process: snoRNA splicing. The transcript has a single exon.